ACGGUCCACUAUGGCGGCGAGCGGAUCGGGGAGGAGGGCUACUACAUCCGGCCGACGAUCUUCACGGAGACGAAGCCGCACAUGAAGAUCGUGCAGGAGGAGAUCUUCGGCCCCGUGUGCGUGGUCGUCAAGUUCAAGGACGACGACGACAUCGUCGCCCAGGCGAACGACACCAUCUACGGUCUCGCGGCUUCGGUAUACUCGCAGAACGUCACCCGCGCGCUCUCGACUGCGCACAAGAUCCGCGCGGGCACCGUCUGGGUCAACACUGCGAACAUGCUCUACCCGCAGGUUCCCUUCGGCGGCUACAAGCAGUCCGGUAUUGGUCGCGAGCUGGGGUCGUAUGCGCUGAAGAACUACACCGCCGUCAAGUCUGUGCAGGUCAACCUUCACCUCAGCCUCUCAUGA
This is a messenger RNA of Trametes versicolor FP-101664 SS1, 408 nucleotides long. Its product is annotated as aldehyde dehydrogenase. The record is from RefSeq and is a predicted model, not a curated record. The annotation marks the transcript as partial. NCBI's taxonomy places the organism in Eukaryota, Fungi, Basidiomycota, Agaricomycetes, Polyporales, Polyporaceae. Gene Ontology annotation, molecular function: aldehyde dehydrogenase (NAD+) activity. The transcript has 2 exons.